AUGGCCCCUAAAUCCAAAUCCAAGGUCGCGAAGCUCCCGCCCCCGCCCCUCAAAGCUGCUCCCGUUGCCAAGGCAGCCGCAGCCCCCGAGCGGCCGGCCGAUGUCGACGAGGACAGCGACAGCAACAGCAACAGCAUCGGCGACGUGGUCGAUGUCGAUGUCGAUGUCGAUGUCGAUGUCGAUGUCGAUGCCCAUGCCGAUGCCGAUGCUCCCGAGCGUGCUGACGACGAGCAUGAGCUGGCAACAUUUCAGGGUUUGGGUCUGAUUCCUCAAAUAUGCGAAGCUUGUUCCAACCUGGGCUUCAAGGUUCCGACCGACAUUCAAAAAGCAUCCGUCCCGCCUGCGCUGGAAGGCCGUGAUAUUAUCGGCCUUGCCCAGACCGGCUCCGGCAAGACCGCCUCGUUUGCGUUGCCGAUUCUACAGGCCCUCUGGAAUGCCCCACAGCCUUUCUUUGCCUGUGUGAUGGCGCCAACCAGAGAGCUCGCCAUCCAGAUUUCGGAGCAGUUCGAAGCGCUGGGGUCGACGAUUGGUGUUCGAUGCGCCGUCCUCGUUGGCGGCAUGGAUAUGAUGAGCCAGUCCAUUGCGCUCUCGAAAAAGCCCCACAUCAUCAUCUGUACUCCCGGCCGACUUGUUGAUCACCUCGAAAACACCAAAGGCUUCAAUCUCAAGCAACUCAAGUACCUUGUUCUUGACGAGGCCGAUCGUCUGCUCGACCUCGAUUUUGGUGCCGAAAUCGAAAAGGUCCUGAAGGUGAUUCCACGGGAGCGCAACACCUACUUGUUCUCGGCAACAAUGACAAGCAAGGUCGAGAAGCUCCAGCGGGCCUCGCUACGGGACCCUGUGAAGGUCGAGGUUGCCACAAAAUACUCGACCGUGGCCACACUCCUACAAUACUAUCUGUUCUUCCCGUUCAAGCACAAGGAAACGUACCUCACGUACCUCCUGAACGAGCUCUCGGGCCAGUCUGUCAUCGUUUUCACGCUCACAUGCGUCUCGACCCAGAAGCUGGCGCUCAUGCUCCGUAAUCUGGGCUUCCAGGCCGUGUGUUUGCACGGCCAGAUGAGCCAGCCAAAGCGCCUGGGUGCCCUCGCAAAGUUCAAGAGCGGCGAGCGCAAUAUUCUGAUUGCAACUGACGUCGCGAGCAGAGGUCUGGACAUUGCCGGGGUCGACGCCGUCAUCAACUACGAUGUGCCCCAGAGCUCAAAGGACUAUAUCCAUCGCGUUGGUCGUACGGCCAGAGCCGGAAAGAGUGGCAAGUCUGUCACCCUGGUGACUCAAUACGAUAUCGAAUGGUACCAGCGCAUCGAACAUGCCAUCCAGAAAAAGUUGCCCGAGUAUCCCCUGGGCGACAAGUCGGCAGUGCUCAUGCUCCAAGAGCGUGUGUCCGAGGCCGUUCGCUUUGCACACGUACAACUCAAGGAGGAGCAGCUCAAACAACGGGGCGGCAAGCGAUUCCGCGAUGCGACAGACUCGAAUAAGGCCGACGACGAGGAGACCUCGCAGACUCGCCUUGUCAAGAAGAAGCCCAAGAGCUCAAGACGAGCCUGAGCAUGCUGUCGACGUGCCUGAGCUGCAGCGCGCCUGUGGCUUGCAUCUUCCUGGUCUGCUUGCUUUGAGGGUGCAUUCUGGGCAUCCCUUGGUCGGGAGCAUAGACAUCGGGCUGAUCGUUCAAGACCGGCGCUGAGGGUCUCUGAUGCAAGCUGAUACUUGAAUACAGCCCGGAUCAGUGGAAGAGCUCCAGG
Polychytrium aggregatum is the source of this 1742-nucleotide messenger RNA. Its product is annotated as P-loop containing nucleoside triphosphate hydrolase protein. Gene Ontology annotation, molecular function: ATP binding; RNA helicase activity; nucleic acid binding. The record is from RefSeq and is a predicted model, not a curated record. The transcript is spliced from 6 exons. Bases 1 to 1548 code for a protein of 515 amino acids. Lineage: Eukaryota; Fungi; Chytridiomycota; Chytridiomycetes; Polychytriales.